This is a messenger RNA of Chrysemys picta bellii (western painted turtle), 1952 nucleotides long. The record is from RefSeq and is a predicted model, not a curated record. Lineage: Eukaryota; Metazoa; Chordata; Testudines; Emydidae.
GCGCGGUAAGUAUAGACAAGCACUUAGAGAGGAGCCAGAGUUCACAGGAAAGGCCAUGGAAUCCCACUUUUACUCACUGGCAUCCCCCAAGAGAAGGCCAGAGAAAAAUCAGCCCAGGGGAGAAAAGAGUUCAAGGGUCAUGAAUGGUUGGGGACACACUGGAGUUCGGGGCGGUGACGCUGAAUGGAAUAUGGAUUUAUAAUAAUUUAUAAUAUUAACAGCAAUAUUACAAAUUGGAAUGAAUCAUGCUAGAUAUGCUGUGUAAGGUGUUGGUGAAAAUGUUCUGAUUUCCCAAGUCUAAUAAUCUUGUUUAUGUUUGUAUUGCCUUUGUAUUGUGAGUUAGAGAUAUGUAGGGUAUAUCUGUAUUUCCAAACUUGUGCUGUGUUUCUGGGUGACACCCCCAGGCAAUUUGACAUCAGCACUGCCCAACCUGUUUGAUGGUCCAUCAAGGAUCAUCGGCUGUACAGUUGACCCAUUGAGAGAAGGCAAGGGAUACAUCUUAUCAGUCAGCAAGGCAUGUAGUAACUGGAGUAACUUUUCUACAAACAAAGCUCUAAACAAAGUACUGAAAGACCCAUCCAAGCUGUGGAUGUGUUCCAGAGGGACUUCCAAGCCAGCAAACUCACCAAUACUCCUAAGAACAUGAUAUAUGGACUUGGAAGUUUCUAUAUGUGUUUGAGUGCUUUAUCAUUUAACAACUCUUUAUAAUAAACCUUUAGUUUUAGACACUAAAGGAUUGGCUGGCAGCACGGUAUUUUGGGUAGGAUCUAAACGAAUAUUGACCUGGUAACGUGGCUGACCCUAUGGGGUCAGAAGAACAUUUGGUAUAUGUGAGCAGAGUUUUUAAAUGACUUCUCCCUGUACUGGACCUAGGUGCUGAUUGGGAACCAGAGAACUGGAAUGGAAUUAGGGGACUGGGGGGGAUUUUUUUUUUAAACUUCUUGAUAACCAGCGUGGGAGAUCAGAAGUACGAACUCUGACUGGUUGGUGAGUUUAACUUCAGUGUUAACCACUAGUUUGGGGAGUAUCUGCUCUCCCUUCUGCAGCCUGGCCUGACCUUGGCAUUUUCAGUGAGGGCAGCUCCGGGCACCCCGGGUCACAGGGGUGUGUGAGGGAGUUAUGAAGAAAGCCUGUAAUCUGAUAUUUGGACAAAAGAAGGUGGAGCCAUGGCCGGGAAGAGCUGAGGAACCCCAUAUUAACCCAGGUCGGGAACAGCCGGGCAGUUGAACGUCUGCAAACUCAGAGACAAAAUGGACCAGAGCCGCACUAAGAAAGAAGCUUUGGAGAAACUUUUUGAUCCAAAAGAGUUUUUGAAAGCUUAUUAUUCCUUUGACUCCACAAGCAGUGAAAAAAAUGAUAUUUUGAUGUUUCUUCUGAGAAACUUCUUUAAGACCUUCAUUUUGGAUGGCGUUAAAGGCAACACCUUGAUUCGAAUUGGCGGUGUGCCCAGCAUUCUCGAACUCCUUUCUGCCUGUGAGUCCUUCAAGGAGAUCAUCGUCACACACAAUACGGAUCGGAACUGCCAGGAACUGCAGAAAUGGCUAAAGAAAGAGCCGGGAGCGUUUAACUGGAUUCCGGUGGUGAAAUACGCGUGUGAGCUGGAAGGGGACAGGUACGGGGAGGAGAGCUAGUUCUGUUACAAUUCACCUAAAGAAAAUAUGUAAAAAUCCCUUUUAAUUUGUGGCUCUUCCAUCCCUGGGGUACUUUUUUCCUAAUAAUUGUUAUGUAUUAUGGUGGUGUUCAAUACGUAUAAAAAGAAAGAAGUGGAUUGGAUUGAAGUAAAGGAAAAAUUUAAGAGAAGUCUGGAACCAGGACUCCCCUCCAGUUACCGCUAGCAAGGGAUUCCUCUGAAUUCAGCAGACUCAGAGCUUGAUCUUGCAAUGCUUACAAGAGGAAGGUUUACACCUACAAGGGUAAUUCCUCCCCCCCGCCGCCCCGGCAGAGUGGUGAAC